Messenger RNA from Humulus lupulus (European hop), 345 nucleotides. RefSeq lists its product as uncharacterized. Bases 1 to 345 code for a protein of 114 amino acids. The record is from RefSeq and is a predicted model, not a curated record. NCBI's taxonomy places the organism in Eukaryota, Viridiplantae, Streptophyta, Magnoliopsida, Rosales, Cannabaceae. The transcript has a single exon.
AUGCAAGAAGCUACUCGUUCCGAAACGGUUAGCAAUGAUGGAAAAUUGAUGGGCAUCAUGGCUGAAAUAAAAGUAAAAGGACCAGUGUGGUCCGAUCUAAUAAGAAAGACUGUCUACUCGACUAGAGAGUUUCUCAACCGAGUAGAUGAGUUCAUUAAAUUAGAAGAAGCCAUUCGGAAAGCUGACCAAGCUAACCAAGCAGGAACUAGUGCAGCACCAGUAAAAAACUCAGGUGCAAAUUCUAACCAGAAUAAGACAACCAAUGGUAAUGGGAAUAAGAAUAACCAAAACAGUAGGAAACAGAACAACAAUUCCAACCGUGGCAAUAAUAAUGACAACAAAUGA